Molecule: messenger RNA, 1692 nt
Organism: Andrographis paniculata
Lineage: Eukaryota; Viridiplantae; Streptophyta; Magnoliopsida; Lamiales; Acanthaceae
Product: sodium/hydrogen exchanger 2-like
Exons: 14
Coding region: 1-1692 (563 amino acids)
Biological process (GO): sodium ion transport; proton transmembrane transport; regulation of pH
Cellular component (GO): membrane
Molecular function (GO): sodium:proton antiporter activity
Source: RefSeq, a predicted model, not a curated record
AUGGGGCUUGGCUCCAAGAAUUUGAUAGAGACUCUUGGUUUAUCAACCUCAGACCAUGCUUCAGUGGUUUCAAUCACUGUAUUUGUCACCCUUUUGUGCACAUGCAUUGUGAUUGGUCAUCUAUUAGAAGAAAGUCGAUGGAUGAAUGAAUCAACCACGGCCCUUAUAAUUGGUUUAAGCUCAGGAGUUCUAAUUCUACUUGUGAGUGGAGGGAAAAGCUCACAUCUCAUGGUGUUCAGUGAGGAUCUUUUCUUCAUCUACUUGCUUCCUCCUAUCAUUUUUAAUGCUGGUUUUCAGGUUAAGAAGAAACAGUUCUUUCACAAUUUCAUGACAAUAAUGUUAUUUGGAGCUAUUGGUACAUUGAUAUCCUUCACUAUCAUAUCAAUCGGUGCUAUUACCAUUUAUAAGAAAAUGGAUGUUGGACUUGCCAUUGGAGAUUAUUUCGCGAUUGGGGCUAUAUUUGCUGCAACAGAUUCUGUGUGCACGUUGCAGGUUCUAAGUCAGGAUGAGACACCAUUACUCUACAGUCUGGUAUUUGGAGAAGGUGUUGUAAAUGAUGCAACAUCAGUAGUGCUUUUCAAUGCAGUCGAGGAUAUUGACCCAACUCGUAUCAGUACUAGUGUGGCUCUCGGUCUUGUUGGGAACUUUGCCUAUUUAUUUUUCUCAAGCACUGUGUUGGGAGUUGUUGUUGGACUACUCAGUGCAUUUGUAAUAAAGAAACUCUACUUUGGAAGGCAUUCUACAGAUCGCGAGGUUGCUAUUAUGAUGCUUAUGGCUUACCUUUCAUACAUGCUGGCAGAGCUAUUCUAUUUAAGUGGCAUUCUCACCGUCUUCUUCUGUGGGAUUGUGAUGUCACACUACACCUGGCACAAUGUCACUGAGAAAUCUAGAAUUACCACCAAGCACGCUUUUGUGACGUUGUCAUUUGUUGCUGAGACAUUCAUAUUUCUUUAUGUGGGAAUGGAUGCACUAGACAUUGAAAAGUGGAGAGUUGUAAGUGACAGCCCGAAAACUUCCAUCUCAGUGAGCGCAACUCUAAUAGGAUUGAUCCUUGUUGGAAGAGCAGCCUUUGUAUUCCCCUUGUCAUUUUUAUCUAAUCUAACCAAAAAGUCUCCAACAGAGAAAAUUGGCUUUAAGCAGCAAGUUACGAUAUGGUGGGCAGGUCUAAUGAGAGGUGCAGUUUCAAUGGCUCUUGCUUAUAAUAAAUUCACUCGGGGAGGUCACACCCAAUUGCGUGGCAAUGCUAUAAUGAUUACCAGCACCAUAACCGUCGUCCUCUUCAGCACCGUGGUUUUUGGGUUGAUGACAAAGCCUCUAGUGAGGUGCUUAAUGCCAUCACCAUCGAAGCACCAUCACUCAAGCACGAAUACCUCUUCGGAGGAAAUGUCGAGAUCGUUCAUGGUGCCCCUCCUAGGGAGCAGCCACGACUCAUAUCACGAGCUGUUUGCUGGAAACGGAGGAACGAGUGGUGAAGGGAGCGGGCACAACAUAAUCCGGCCACACAGCCUACGCAUGUUGCUUACAACCCCGACUCGCACGGUUCAUUAUUAUUGGAGAAGAUUCGACAAUGCCUUCAUGCGACCGGUGUUCGGAGGCCGCGGCUUUGUUCCAUACAUACCGGGCUCUCCCAUUGAACAAAGCAUGCAUGAGGCUCAGUGGCAAAGUGCAGGAGGAGGAGAUGUCAGACACUGA